Messenger RNA from Morone saxatilis (striped sea-bass), 1679 nucleotides. RefSeq names its product distal-less homeobox 2a (gene dlx2a). Bases 176 to 1000 code for a protein of 274 amino acids. Lineage: Eukaryota; Metazoa; Chordata; Actinopteri; Moronidae. The transcript has 3 exons. Gene Ontology annotation, molecular function: DNA-binding transcription factor activity, RNA polymerase II-specific; RNA polymerase II cis-regulatory region sequence-specific DNA binding. The record is from RefSeq and is a predicted model, not a curated record. Gene Ontology annotation, biological process: negative regulation of transcription by RNA polymerase II; embryo development; cell differentiation.
CACUGCGAGAGCGACACACCUUCCGCUGAUUUUGCCACAGUUUACACGGGGAUGCGUUUCGAUUCACGGAAAGGUGUCAUCAGUCCAAGAUUUGAGUCGUGUUUUCAACUUGCAGCUUCGCAAUUUGGGGUUUUUUUGCGCAUAGGUUACGAGAUUGCUCCGCUCCAGCUCGAAGAUGACCGGGGUUUUUGAGAACUUAAAUACUGAUAUGCAUUCGAACCAGAUUACCUCAAGCAGUUACCACAGCUUGCACAAAUCGCAGGAGUCCCCGACUCUACCAGUGUCCACGGCGACGGACAGCAGCUAUUACAACAGCCAACAGCCUGGCCACUGCGCAGGGUCUCCAUUUGGCCAACUCGGCUCUUACCAGUACCACGGCAGCGCCACGAGCACUGUGCCAUACAACGCAAAGUCAUACGACCUCGGUUUCAACUCAUCUUAUGGUGCAUACAGCUCCUACGGCUCCAACCCCUCUCCUACUCCAGCCGAUACAGAGAAAGAAGAGAGCGAGCCAGAAAUCCGGAUGGUAAAUGGAAAACCAAAGAAGGUCAGAAAACCUCGAACCAUUUAUUCCAGCUUCCAACUGGCUGCACUUCAACGGAGGUUUCAAAAGACGCAGUAUUUGGCUCUACCAGAACGGGCCGAGCUGGCAGCCUCGCUGGGCCUUACGCAAACACAGGUCAAAAUCUGGUUCCAAAACCGCCGCUCCAAGUUCAAGAAGUUAUGGAAAAGUGGAGAAAUCCCCCCAGAGCAACAUGUUGCUUCCAGUGAAUCUCCCCCCUGCACGUCUCCGCCAGUUACUGCCUGGGACUUUCCACAGACUCAAAGAAUGAACAGUGUCAACUCCAGUUUACCUCAGAGCAGCAGCCCUCCCAACACGCCUUCAUCCUUUUUGGCAAACUACUCCUGGUACUCAACCACGAACUCUGCGGCGCAUCUGCAGCCUCCUCUGGUCCAGCACCACCACAACUCCGCCAUAAGCGCUGGGACGAUAUUCUGAAUAACAAAACAAACAAACAUCGGGUUUAAAUCGGACGAUACUGGUGAAAGCAAACAAAAACAGCAGACAAAUGCCAAUACCUUGAUUUUACAGACCUCGUGUGGGCUCCAUGCGAACUUUACACGCAAAAAAAAAGCAUCUAGGAGAAGUUAAUGGAGCCAGACAGGUUCAUGGACCAAUGGUAGACACAGAUUUCUACAGUUAUUUUUGUAUUUAUUUAUUUUGUUUAUGUCGAGGGAUGAAUGAACCACUAUUACCCAAAGCAAUCACAGCCUGGCACAAGCCUACUUUUACGCGGACGUCACUUUUUUUGCCAUUCCUGCAAAAUAAAACAUUAAUCGCAGGACAACCUGUCACAAAUGUAGCACAAGUUAACUGUAUCGUGCCUUUUUCAACAUGACCUCAUUUUGUUGUGAUAAAAAACAGCUUACCUUCAUCCAUUCCUCAUGGCAUUAAUUGAUUUGAAUAAACUGGGGGGUAAGUGUCUGAAUCCACGUUUGUAAAUAUUUUGCCACAUCUUUUUUAUUUUGUUUUAUUUUGAUAGCCCAUGUCGCUUUGAUUUUUUUAAUGCUAUUGGUGCAAAUCUAUUAAUUAACCACCGUAAGCUACUGAUUGUCCUACCCUCUGAUUUACCUGUAUCACAUUUAAUUGUAUUUUUGUCUUAUUUAUUUUAGCAGUG